Molecule: messenger RNA, 2089 nt
Organism: Daktulosphaira vitifoliae (grape phylloxera)
Lineage: Eukaryota; Metazoa; Arthropoda; Insecta; Hemiptera; Phylloxeridae
Product: protein bowel-like
Exons: 3
Coding region: 388-1878 (496 amino acids)
Biological process (GO): embryo development; embryonic pattern specification; regulation of transcription by RNA polymerase II
Cellular component (GO): nucleus
Molecular function (GO): DNA-binding transcription factor activity, RNA polymerase II-specific; RNA polymerase II transcription regulatory region sequence-specific DNA binding
Source: RefSeq, a predicted model, not a curated record
ACCGACACCGAUGACUCCCACUCGGCCGAUCGUCGUCAUCCCCACCCACCCCCGUAUGCCAAACGGUUGGCCGGCCGGUCGACCAGAUUCAGAGGCUGAGUGAUACCUGUUUUUACUGUUCGAGUUGUCUGACCGUUGAGAGCGCGCUCGGUUUUGUUGUGUGCGUAUGAAUAUUAUUGUGCAGUGUCAACAUUCUUGUCCAGGAAUUCUCUAACGUACCCAUCGAGUUCGGCGUGUACGUUUAAUCGCGUGUAUGCGGUCGGAAUCGCGUCGAAUACCUAAUAUGACUUAAGUGUGAACCAUAAGUGCUAUUACUAUCUGUUUGUGCAAAUUUUCACCGGCAGAACUGCUAAGCGUCGUGGUUGAAUCCCUUGGUGAUUUAGCAAUAUGUCGAGCGGAAGCGGUGCUAGUGGAAAGUCUGUCUCUGUCGGUGGCGAAGGCGUGAAGCCUGGUGUGGGUUCGGCGUUUGUGCCCGUCAUGCCGUCCAGCGGUUCGUUUUAUGGACAUCCAUCUAUACCGGCUCUGCCGUCGCCGUCUUCGGAUUUUUUCGCCGCAUCAAUGAUGGCCGAUAAACAUAAAGCAUUGCAGCACCAUAUAUCAAUCCAACAACAGCAGCAACAACAACAGUCUGCACCCGGAAUGUUUGUGCCCAAACACAAACCGUCAACGUCGCUUUUGCACCAACAAAACGAACUUAUGGCAAUGGCACUGGACAAGAACAAAGUCCUGCAAGCCGUGAUGCAUCAACGUGGAUAUCCUCCUCAUCCGUUUUUGUUGAAUCCUCAAUACGGAGGACAACCACAAUCUCUAUUUGCGGGUCCGGGCGCAGGACCAACUGCUUAUGGUGGUGUGAACCCAGCUUCGAGACCCAGAACGGCGGCCGUGGGUACGGGCAUAGGUCGAGCUUCCAGACCCAAAAAACAAUUCAUUUGCCGUUUUUGUAAUCGUCAGUUUACCAAGAGCUAUAAUCUACUAAUUCACGAGCGAACGCAUACCGACGAGAGACCUUAUUCCUGCGACAUAUGCAAAAAAGCUUUUAGGCGGCAGGAUCAUUUACGCGACCACAAGUACAUUCAUUCGAAGGAAAAGCCGUUCAAAUGUACAGAGUGCGGCAAAGGAUUCUGUCAGUCUCGUACUCUUGCCGUACAUAAAAUACUUCAUUUAGAAGAGUCGCCUCACAAAUGUCCCGUUUGUAAGCGUAGUUUCAAUCAGCGAAGCAACUUAAAGACUCACCUACUAACGCAUACCGACCACAAGCCUUACGAAUGCUACUCGUGUAAUAAAGUUUUCCGGCGCAAUUGUGACUUGCGCCGACACACGUUGACCCACGCGGUUGGAGACGCGCCUCCUACCCCGGUGCCUUCGUCGUCGUCCACGACGUCUACACCUUCUGCCGGUGGUCAACGGGCUCACGAUGACGAGGACGAUGAAGAUGAAGACGAUGACGAAUUGUGCUCCAUGUUGGUGCAGAAUCCAGAAUGCGAUGACGAGGACGAAGACGAGGAAGUGGACGUUGAUGAAGACGAAGACGUUGGCGAGACGGCUGUCGCCAAUUCGACCAACACUGCAGAACCCACUCAGGAAGAAAUCGAUAGUAAAGACGGGCUGAUAUCGCUGUUCCAACACCGUGGCGUGCACGAGACGAAGUGUCAUGAUGAAUCUUCGGCGUACACAAUGCGGCCCACGUCUAGCCAGUUCGAGUCGAGUCACGCACUGCUGCAAGUCAGGAAAGAUCUACACGAGCCUUUGCUCCCGUCGGCCGUGCCACCGCCAGCGUAUCAACCGCAAUACCAACCAGUCCAACCCGCCGUGCCGCCACAAAAUAAAGCACAGCCACCAAAACGCAAAGGAUUCAGCAUUGAUGAACUUAUGAGUUAAAUGCCGUUCGUUCGACUUGGAUAUCGAGCACUCAAACGACUGACUGAUAUGGACGUCGAUUUUUCACAAUAAAAAUAUAAUUAUCAUAUGUUUUUUGUGUUAAAAAAUAGUUUUGUCAUAGUUCAUUAAUUGUUUUUGCCACGAAACGUUAUUUAAGUUCGCCGUUGCCAAGUUGUCGAAUGAAAAGCGACUGAACUGUAAAUAUAUAAAA